Vicugna pacos (alpaca) is the source of this 4454-nucleotide messenger RNA. The record is from RefSeq and is a predicted model, not a curated record. Lineage: Eukaryota; Metazoa; Chordata; Mammalia; Artiodactyla; Camelidae.
CGAGCGGCGCGGCCCCUCCUUCCCGCCACCGCACCUGCCUCUAGGAGGCUCCCCGCGCGCAGGUCCAGUCGCAGCAUCUCGCCCUGCGGUCCGGAGGCCGCCUCGUGGCCUGUGUCGAGCAGUAGUGCCGACGGGGAAGGUGCGGCGGUCCUGGGAAAGCGAGCUUGGUGUCACUCGGACAGCCUCUUCCCUUGGCCUCGCGGAGCCUGCCGCGCCUGUGUGGCGUGGCCCUCCAGAGCUCACGUUCUGUUGUUGCCCUUUCCUUACUUUUCCUGAUGACCACCGAGGAGGCCUCGUUGGCCUGGCCCGGACCCUCACCCUGAAUUGUAUUUCAGCGCUCAGGGGUCAUCUCACAGAGGCCAGGGCGUGAGGACCCUAGCCUGGCACCCACACCCCAACGCCAGCACACAGUGCAGCCCGGCAAACAUUUGCUAAUAAAGCUGAGGUGGUUAUUUAGCGUUUGCAUUACGUGUUUCUAGAUAUGGAUCAAAAACUCUCAAAGUUGGUAGAAGAGCUCACAACUUCAGGGGAACCCCAACUGAAUCCUGAGAAAAUGAAGGAACUGAAGAAAAUUUGCAAGUCUUCCGAGGAGCAGCUCAGCCACACCUACCACCUGCUGAUGGCCCAGCUGAGCCAGGAGCACGCCCAAGUCCGCCUCUCCACCUUCCAGGCUGUGGACGAGCUGUUCACCAGGUCUCACCAGUUCAGGAUGCUGGUCGUUUCCAACUUCCAGGAGUUCCUGGAGCUUACGCUGGGCACAGACCACGAGCGGCCGCUGCCGCCGCCCCGGGAGGUGGCGCAGAGGCUGAGUUGGGGUCCUUUGUCGUCAGGUCUAACCUUUAUCGACACUUCUCAGGUGGAUUUCCAAGAUGUGAACGCCAGAACCCUGGCAGAGAGAAAGCGAGAAGAGGAGAAACGGCACCGCUUGGAGCGGAUCUACAGGGAACGAUCUGAGCGGGCGGCCAGGGAGAUGGAAGAAAUGUCUGGGGAAAUCCGCAGCUGCCUCACGGAGGUGGAGAGCUGCUUCCAGCUGCUCGUGCCAUUUGACCUUGACCCAAGCCCAGGGGCCGCCUUGCCCGCCAUGGCCUCCGCUGUGGUCUCAGCCGUGGCCAGGGAGGGUCCCCACGACCUCGAGGAUGAGGAGCAGCCCUGCUGCAGCAAGGCCCUGGCUGCCUGUGCCCCCCUCCCAGGAGCUGUUGGUGUGGAGGGGCCCUCGGAGGACGAGGACGAGUUCAGCGACCAGGAGGGGUUCGUGCGGUGCCAUGGGCUGGGCUCCCACAAGUACACGCUGGACGUGGAGCUCUCCUCAGACAGCCUGAAGGUGCGUGAGGAUGAGGACAACUUUGCCGUCAUCCAGGCAGCCCAGGACGCUCUGAGGCUCAUCCAGAACAAGUUCCUGCCGGCUGUGUGCUCCUGGGUCCAGCUGUUCACCCGCACGGGGACCCAUGGUGGGCACUUGGAGGGCGCCAUUGACCUAAAGGCGGAGCUGGAAACUGCCCUGAGGCGGUCCCGUGAGCUGGACAUCUCACCCGAGGCGGGCUGCAGGAGGCAGAAGGCGGCCCCCGGGGACGAGGACCAGGACGAGGAUGAGGACUUCGUGGAGGUCCCGGAGAAGGAGGGGUAUGAGCCCUGCAUCCCUGAGCACCUGCGGCCUGAGUACGGGUUGGAGAAAGAGCCAUCUGCGCCAGGCCUGCAGGCGAGGAGGACAAGGACUGAGGAGGAGGAGGCGUCUGACCCCACCUCUGCGGCCGCCCAGCUGCAUCACCUCCGGCAACACUUGCCUGUGCCCUUGCCCCCAAGCCCCAGGGCACCACUGGGGCCAGAGGAGGCUGAGGCGCAGGCUGCAGCGCGGGCCCGGGCACCCGUCGUGCCCUUCGGGGUGGACCUGUGCUACUGGGGCCGGGAGCAGCUGCCGGCCAGGGAGAUGCUCAAGUCGGACUCUGAGCACCGCUUCUGGAAGCCCCUCGAGGCGGACGUGGGAGAGGACGGCGCUGCUGUGUCUGAGUCACUGUGGAGCCGCCGCAUCCCCUUCGCGGGGCAGUUUGAGCCUGUGCAGCACCAAUGCCGUGCUCCCCGGCCCGACGGCCGGCUCUGCCAGCGCCAGGACCGCCUGAAGUGCCCUUUCCAUGGGAAGAUCAUCCCAAGAGAUGAAGCAGGACGGCCCCUCCACCCGGAGGACAGGGCCCGGGAGCAGAGGCAGCAGCUGCAGAGGCCAGCGGGGCGCCCGGACUGGCAGGACCCCGAGUUCAUGAGGGACGUGGAGGCAGCCACUGGGGUGGAUCUCGGCUCGUCCAGGUCCAGGGGGAGAGGCCAGGGGAGGAGGAGGAAGCACCCUGGCCUCACCGACCUCAGGCGGCAGGCCGACACAGCGCGGGCUCGCAUUGCCAAGAAGGUCUUUGCCAAGGCGGCUGUGCAGAGGGUGGUCACAGCCAUGAGCCAGAUGGAUCAGAAGAAGCACGAGAAGUUCGCAAACCAGUUUAACUACGCGCUGAACUAGAGAGCGAGGCUGGGUUUGUGGUCCCCUCUGGCCAUCGGCUCCUCUUCUUCCCCUGCUGAUGCACGAGGAUGGGAAAGCAGGCCCAGGUCUGGGCAGGGACCGUGGCCGCUGUUGUAGCAUGUAUUAACGCGAGGAGGUGGGACACAUGCUGAUUAACACGCCCCAGAGGUGUGGGCUCUCCCCUGCGGGGUGGCCACUGCCAUCUUGUUACAGAUUUGCCUGCCUAAUAACCAGGCUGGGCUCUAGCAGCCGUGUCCCCAGGGCAUUCUGCACAGCCCGUGUGCUUGGUGACAUGGAUCAGAGUCGCUCAGCGUUUAGAAUGACUGUGCAGCCCCCACCCUAGCUUCCCAGCCUUCCCCGCUGCUGGCCACUCAGAGGAACUCCAGGAAAACCCACGCUUGUGUCUUAAAGUGAAGGAGUGAACCAUUCGCGGUUGGCACCUGUGGCAUCUCACAGGUGUCCUGUGGUGGUUCCGCAUCAGAAUGCAGAGAACUACCUCACUCUGUUUCUUUAAAAGCAGCUUUAUGGAGACUGAACUCACAUAGCACAGCGUUUACUCCUUUAAAGCGUGGCGUUCAGUACAUUCACGGUGUCGUGCACCCACCACCACUGUCUAGUUCUGGGACUUUUUGUUACCCUGCAAGGACCCCCGUUCACCCUUCUGCAGCCCUUGCACUGUCUGGUCUACAUCUGCUUCUGGAUUUGCCUUUGCUGGACAUUUCCUAUGAACUGAGUCAUAACAACACGUGGCCUUUUGUGUCUGGCCUUCUUCACCGUGCUCCACGCGGUCAGGGUUCUUCAUGUUGUAGCACGUGUCAGCGCUUCGUCCCUUUUAUGCCGGGAUGAUGCUCCACGUAGGAACACACCUCACUUUGUGGUCCGUGCCCUGUGGACGUUCGGGUGAUUUGCACUUUGAGGCUGUGAUGAGUGAUAUCGCUGUGACCGCCCGUGCACAAGCUUUUGUGUUGGCUUAUAUUUUCACUUCUUUUGGGUUUAUACCUGGAAGUGUAAUUGCACAGGGGAGUCAUACGGUAACUUUCUGAUGAAUUGCUGAGAUGCUCUCCAAAGCAGCUGCACAGCUUUACACAAUUUACAUCAUCACUACAUCAUCCCACCAGCAGGGAAUGAGGGUUCCUGUUUCUCCAUGUUCUUGCCAACACUUGUUAUUGUCAGUCUUUCUAACUUUAGCCGUCUUAGUGGGUGUGAAACGGUAGCUCGUGGCUUUGAUUUGCGCUUUCCUGAUGAAUGACAUGAACAUCUUUUCGUGUGCUUAGUGGCCAUUUGUGCGUCUUUGGAGACACAUCCAGAUCUUUUGCCCGUUUUUAACUGAAUUGUUGUUCUGAGGUGUCGGCGCACUCUGUAUGUGCUGGGUGCUAGGCCCUUAUGCGCGUUGCAGGCGUUUCUCCUAUUCUGGCUCUCCACUUUCUUGAUAGUGUACCUUGAACACAAGAACUGUGACUUUUGAUGAUGUCCAGUACAUCGAUUUCUCCUGUUGGCCACUUGUGCUUUUGGUAUCAUAUCUAAGCAGCCAAGGCCUAACCCAAGGGCAUGAAGCUGUGCCCUUAUGUUUUCUUGUAAGAGUUUCAUGGUGUCUUAAAUUUAGGUCUUUGGUCCGUUUUGAGUUAAUUUUUAUAUGUGGUUUAAAGCUUCCAGCUUCAUUCUUUUGCAUGUAGAUGUCCAGGUCUCUCAGCAUCAUUUGUUGAAAAGGUUAUUCUUUCCCUCACUGAACUAUCCUCGUGCCUUUAUUGAUCAUCAGUUGACAAUAAAUGUGUGAAUCUAUUUCUGGACUCUCAGUUCUCUUCCCUAAACCUGUGUGUCCUUGUGCCAGUGCGACCACGUCUUCGUCAAAACGAGUCCUCCAUCCUUGUUCUUUUUAAAGACUGUUUCGGCCGUCCUGCAUCCUUUGUGUUCCCAAGUAAAUCUGAGUACCAGCUUGUCAAUUUCUGCAAAAAAAGAA